GAAAACUUGGUGAUAUGGAAUUUUGCUCAAAAUUGGUGUUAGUCUCAGGUAUUAGGUCAAAGAAAUGGCUGGGUUCUUCUAUCUAGGAGGAGGGAGAGAAGGCCCACCAAACAAACAAGAAGAAGAUGAAGAAGAAAGAGAACAGAAUUUGUUUUUGUACAGAAAUGAUCAAGAGAUCUACAACAAGGGUUUUGAGAUAUGGCCUCAACAAUACAACAACAACAACAAUCAUCAACAUCAACAACCAAAUCCCUCUCUUCCAAAUCACUUAUCAUUUGGUGUUGGUCCCAGCCGCCGCAGCUUCAUGAUCAACGACCCUUCCGAUGAGCCUUCUAGAUCAGCUUUUACCCUCAUGCGCCCAGCUGCUGCUGCUUUUGCCGCCGCAGCCGCUUCUGCUGCUACUGCUGGCGGCAUGAAUUGUCAAGAUUGCGGCAACCAAGCUAAGAAGGAUUGUGCUUAUUUGCGGUGUAGAACUUGCUGCAAGAGCCGAGGGUUUCAGUGUCAGACUCACGUGAAAAGCACGUGGGUUCCCGCUGCUAAACGCCGUGAGAGACAACAGCAAAUUGCUGCUUUACAACACCAGCAACAACAAGAACAGUUCCGUGGCGGUGACAAUUCUAAAAGACUAAGAGAAACUCAAACCACCACCGCUGUCGCUGCGGCUCCCACCGCCUCCGCCUCCGCUUGCCCUCGUCUGCCCUCCAUCACGUCAGGGUUAGAACUGGCGCAAUUUCCAUCAGAAGUGAACUCACCGGCGGUAUUUCGGUGCGUAAAAGUAAGUGCAAUGGACGAUGCAGAUGAAGAGUUUGCUUAUCAGACGGCUGUUAAUAUCGGUGGCCACGUGUUCAAAGGAAUUCUCUACGAUCAAGGUCCUGAACUCCGUUACACCGCAGCUGGUGAGAGCUCUUCCGGUCACGGCGGAGACGGAUCAACACACCCACUUAACCUAAUUACUGGUCCCACUUCCACCACGACCUCCGCCGCAACUAGUACCAACCCCGCCGCCGCCGCCGCCUCCACCGCGCCGUUGCUUGAUCCUUCUAUAUAUCCAGCUCCUCUCAAUGCAUUUAUGGCUGGUACGCAGUUCUUCCCACCCUCAAGGUCAUGAGAGAAAAAAUAAAAUCCAAAAAAUUCCCCCACAAAAAAGAAAAACAAAUUGCCCUAAAUUAUCUGUGUUUUUUAGUUAAUUUUUUUUUUUUACUUUUUUAUUUUUGGAGAAGGCAUGGUAAUAUUGAGAGAUGAGAAGAUGUUCUUAUGAGGAAGACAUGAUGAGAAGAAAUUGAUCGAUGGAUAUUUCAACUUUUUUUUUCUUCUUAAGCAUCCGAUUCAGAAUUUUUGA
This is a messenger RNA of Cucumis melo (muskmelon), 1339 nucleotides long. RefSeq names its product protein EXPRESSION OF TERPENOIDS 1-like. Gene Ontology annotation, biological process: positive regulation of DNA-templated transcription. Gene Ontology annotation, molecular function: DNA-binding transcription factor activity; DNA binding. Bases 65 to 1108 code for a protein of 347 amino acids. The record is from RefSeq and is a predicted model, not a curated record. NCBI's taxonomy places the organism in Eukaryota, Viridiplantae, Streptophyta, Magnoliopsida, Cucurbitales, Cucurbitaceae. Gene Ontology annotation, cellular component: nucleus. The transcript has 2 exons.